Molecule: messenger RNA, 1365 nt
Organism: Miscanthus lutarioriparius
Lineage: Eukaryota; Viridiplantae; Streptophyta; Magnoliopsida; Poales; Poaceae
Source: the annotation of a GenBank genome assembly
AUGGCUGAAGCAGGAGAGCCCGCUGUUUUGAUUGGUCCAGAGCAAGCCUAUACAACUCAAGGAAAUAAUGUGAUUAUCGGCGAACCACGUGUAGCACCGAAUGUCGAAAACAAUUCAGGGCGCAAGUUGGUGCUUGAGAAGGAUGAUGAAGGCAAGAAAAUGUUGAAGAUCACCACUGGAUCAACGCAAUAUUUGAGAUGCCAGUGGUGGCUCAUGACCAAGUACAAGCAACAAAAGGUCGAUUCCCAGAAUUGGCCGUUAAAAAAAAGAGAGUCUACUCCACCUAAGCGAGAAGAUGACAAGUUCAAGCAAUUGGUGGUAGCGCAACCAGCAACUCCACCUCAGAGAGAUGCUCCUCGUGUAUCUCGAUGGGGUCCCCCGAUUCCACCUUCGGUUACGCCACAAUGGGGUCCCUAUGGAGUUUGGGUGUCGUAUCCUCCGACGGCGCCUAUGCAUAGUCAGCAAAGGUGGGGAGAGCCUGUUGGUCAAGUUCCAAGGACCUCUGUGUUUAGCCGAUUGAACAAUGGUCAAUUGAGCAUCAGUGGGGCAAGUCAAGACCGUGUGAUUACUUCUAGGACUUUGACUCCACAAGAAUCGGGAAAGGUACCAAUGCAGCAGGUUUAUGUGCCUAAAAAGAUCGAAGUUCCCGCCGUUCCCCCACCAAGAGCUAGGCCACAAUCUGUUGUCACAAUCAGCUCCAUGGAAGCUCCUGUCAUUAAUCAUGAUGGGCCAAUUGUAAUUGAAGAAAUUCCAACAUCUAAGCAAGAUGAAGCUCUCAAAGAUGUUGCUGGAAUUGAAGAAAAGAAGCGUGCCGAAGGAGAUUCAAGUAUCGACAACCCAUAUGGUGUCCUCGUUCCUGAGGUUCCCGACGAGGAGAUGGUUGACUAUGAAGCCACCCCAGAAAGAGGAGAGAUCAAUGUGGUUGUUUUGUCUGCCGAUUACUACAUCGUGGCAGAUGACUCUACGGCGACAAAAUUUAACUUCAUAACGGAGAGCACUGUAUUUCAGAAACCAGAUGACUCCGCUAACCAUCUCAAGCCGCUACUUGUGAAGGGCCAUAUCAAUGGUACGUUGGUCCAUAGCAUGUUGGUGGACAGUGGGGCAAUAGUGAACUUGAUGCCAUAUCUACUUUACAAGAAGCUCGGUGGCACUAAUGAGGAGCUGAUCAAGACCAACAUGACGAUCAGUGGUGUUGGAGGAGGUGUUCCCAUCCCAACCGAUGCUUCUACGCUAGGGGGGCAUGAUGCUAUUGUUUGCUUGUCUGGUAGAGACCUUUCUAGCUUUGAGUUUAUUAGUGUUACUAGGCAAGGUUUUGUUCCUAUAUCUUUGAAGCCAAUUGACAAUCGGCUCAAUAUCAUCAUGUAA